GGGGCCCGUCCCCCUGGGUGGGUAUUUAGGGCCGGGCCGGUGGCACCCGGCCCCCCUUGCCCCCCACCAUGCUGAGUGUGCUGCUGCUCCUCGGGGGCCUGGCCCCCGCCCUGCCCGCUGGUCCCCACUGGACGUACGAGGGGCCCCACGGGCAGCAGCACUGGCACGAGGGACACCCGGAGUGCGGGGGCCGGGCGCAGUCACCCAUCGACAUCGCCACGGCACGGGCGCAGCCGGACCCGUCCCUGCCGCCGCUGCAGCCCGAGGGCUACGAGCGCCCCGAGAGCCCCCGCCUGACCCUCGCCAACAACGGCCACACCGCCGUGCUGGCGCUGCCGCCGUCCCUGCGGCUCCGGGGGCUGCCCCACACCUUCGCUGCCGUGCAGCUGCACUUCCACUGGGGCCGGCCCGGCCACGCCGCUGGCGCUGAGCACCUGCUGGACGGGCACCGCGCCCCCGCCGAGAUGCACGUGGUGCACUUCGACGCCGAGCGUUUUGCCGACGCCAGCGCGGCGCAGCAGCACCCCGGCGGGCUGGCCGUGCUCGGUGUCCUCCUGGAGGUGGGCGAUGACCCCCACCCCGCCUACGACAACAUCCUGAGGCACCUUGGCAGCAUCCGCCACACAGGGCAGACCGUGGCCAUCCCGUCCUUCAGCAUCCGGGACCUGCUGCCCACGCACCUGGACCGCUACUACCGGUACAACGGGUCCCUGACCACCCCGCCCUGCUUCCAGAGCGUGCUCUGGAGCCUCUUCCCGCAGCCCGUCCGCAUCAGCCGGGCACAGCUGGAGCAGCUCCAGGGAAGCCUUUACUCCACGGAGGAGGCUGAGCCCGAGGAGCCCCAGCUCCUGGUGGACAAUUUCCGGGCCCCGCAGGAGCUGAACCAGCGCCUGGUGCUCUCGUCCUUCCCCAGGGAGCCAGAGGGAUAUUCCACAGGUGAGGUCAUCGCCAUCAUCUUUGGCGCCGUCGCCGGCUGCAUCGGCCUCUUCCUCGCUGUCCACUUUGGGGCCAAGCGGAUGCGCGCGAGGCGGGCGCAGGCGCAGGACGUCGUGUUCAAGGCUUCCUCCCGCCACUCCCCCAUGGACGCCGGACCCUCCCGCUGACCCCUGGGCUGGGCUGGGAGGGGCUCCCGCUGUUCCCCAGCCCCCCGCCCGCAGCCCCACUGCAAAUAAAGCCCUUUCCCCCUC
Messenger RNA from Corvus hawaiiensis (hawaiian crow), 1187 nucleotides. It is a transcript of the gene CA14, whose product is annotated as carbonic anhydrase 14. The coding region runs from base 69 to 1103 and encodes 344 amino acids. Gene Ontology annotation, cellular component: plasma membrane. The record is from RefSeq and is a predicted model, not a curated record. Lineage: Eukaryota; Metazoa; Chordata; Aves; Passeriformes; Corvidae. The transcript is spliced from 11 exons. Gene Ontology annotation, molecular function: carbonate dehydratase activity; zinc ion binding.